This is a messenger RNA of Prunus armeniaca (apricot), 747 nucleotides long. The record is from the annotation of a GenBank genome assembly. Lineage: Eukaryota; Viridiplantae; Streptophyta; Magnoliopsida; Rosales; Rosaceae.
AUGGCAGAUGUUAGAGGAUCCACAAGAGGGAUGGGAGAGAGAUCGUCGUCGUCGACGUCAACACUAGGCCUUCGUCCAAAGGUUGUACCUUUCUCAGAGUGGAUGGAGGACUCCAAAGGCCAUUAUCUCCUCCUUCAACUUCCAAAUUUCAAAAAGGGGGAGGUGAAGGUUGAGGUCAAUGACUCAGCUGGCCAUGUAACAAUCAGCGGAGAAAGGCAAGUGAAUAAGGAGAAUGAAUCUGGGUCCUCUGAGGAGGAGGAGGAGGAUGAACUUGAGUCUUUUGAUGAGGAGGAGAGUGAAUCUGAUGAUCAGUCUUCUGAGGAUGAAAUGUAUUUUGUGGAGAUUAAGAAUGAAUUUGAGUAUUUUGAGGAGAAAAUUACCAUUCCACCAAACUCAGAUGCCAAUAUGAUCACCGCAAAAUUGGAGGGUGAGACGCUCCAUGUCAUUAUACCAAAGGUAGGAGCAACAGAAAAUGAUACACAGUAUACACAUGUCCAAGGCAUAUUCUUAAGACCCGAAAAUGAUGGACACUACUCAAACAUAUUAUUAGGAAAUGGCCAUGUAUUGUUCUCUCUAGAAAAUAUAAGGAAAUGGGAUGAGCAUGAAGAUGGGGUUUUAAGGAUGGCAAUGGAGAUGUUGAGCAAAAAGAAAAAGAUCGUUUUAACCGCCGCGACCGCCGCCCUUGUAGCAUUUUCAUUAGCGAUGCUAGUUUCUCAUAACACAUUCCAAUCAGGAGGAGGAGAAUGA